GCUGAAACAGAUAAUAUAUGAAGCAUGGAAACACAGAGGGAUCUUUCCCAAUAAAAUAAUAAAACCGUGCAGGGAUUAAAAUAACACGUGUCUGGCAAAACAAAGGCCAGGAGUGCAAACCUGCGCAAAUAUUCGUCCCCGCCCUCUGCUUGUUACCUCUCACCAUUGGCGCGCAUCUUCUCAUAUAGGCUUCCCUAUUGGGGGAAAUUUGAGGCAUUUUAGGAAACGUGCUGGGUCUGCGUCUACUACUAAGCAAUAGACUACAUCCCCCAGAGUCCCUGGCGGUAGGUCUACGGCAGACAAAGAGGCCAGUUUAAGGGACGUGGCCCCAUUCCGCUACGCUUUUGUUCUAAAGGAAUCUCAAGGUUCCCACGAGAAACAUGCACCCAAGUAGAGACCGGGGUUAGUCGUUGUUUCCGCUUUCCAAACUCGGAAUCGGAGACGCUCUGCAAAAGAGGCGAGCGGAUUUCUGUGCGCAAAGGAACGCGCGAGCAUGGACACUCCUGGGAAAGUAAGAAGACAGCAGUUUCUCUUUCAUAUCGAAAGGCUGCAAGCCCAUCCAAGCCCUAUUUACCUGGGAGUAAGCUCCUCUGAAUUCAAUAGGUCUUACUUCUGAGUAGACACGGUUCGGAUUGUGCGCUGAAGGAUUACCCUUUCAUAAAGUUGCAAUCCCGCCCUCGCACACCUCCUCAGGAGUGUCAUUAAACUCAGUAGGUCUUACUUCCGACUAAGCAUGCGUCCACUUGCAGUUCAUGGUUCCGGUCACGAUAGGGUUUGAAACUUUGAUUGCUCCCAGGUUCUGGCUGUGGAAGCGGAUGAAAAGGGGAAAGUAGCCGCGUGCAGAAUUGUAUGAUCACCAAUUGCGUGAUCAAAAAAUAAUUGCAUUUAAACCGCAACCUUUAUGUGUCUUACGAAGUUGCAUGUGCAAGGAUUUAGGCUUCAUUCCCGGACUUCUUAGCAGACAGCUAUAAGAAACUUCCCCAGCCUAAAAAUGGUGCCCUCCAGAUAUUGCUGUUUUAUUUUAGCCUAAAAAUGGGGAAUAACAGUUAAUUUAAACAAAAAACGAAAGUGGGUUUUGAGAUGUUUUGAACUACAGCUCUCUGUAUUGUAGUCCAAAUGAUCUACAGAACACUGGGAUAGAAUCACAGAAUUGUAAGGGUCCACGAGGGUCAUCAAAUCCAACCCCCUUCAGUAUUUUGCCCAACGUGGGGCUCAAACCCACAACCCUGAGAUUAAGAGUCUCAUGCUCUACCAACUGCACUAUCCCGGUAUGGCAAAGGCUGAACUGCCAGUCAAUGCAGUACAGGGCAGCCAACAUGGUGCCCUCCAGAUAUUAUUGGACUACAUCUCCUAUCAUCCUUAACCAUUGCCCCUGUUGGCUGGGACUGGUGAGAAUUUGAGUACGGCAAAAAAUGGAGAGCAUUGUCCCCUGGUGUAGCAGAUGAUAGUGAGCAAGAUGGAGCAAGAGUCUGUCUCAGUACAGUACUUGUGGUUGUAUUUCUUGUGGCAAAGAAAUGCAUCUCCCCCCCGCCCCGGAGAGCUCUCAAUGAGAAAAUGCAAGAAAGAGUAUUGCGACUCCCAGAUGUUGCUUAACUACAACUCCCAGCUUCUGUUCUAGGCCUAUAUUGAGAUACCAGGUUACACCCUGGAGAUGGACACUAUACUUUUACAUUCCCCACUGAAGUAGAAGAUGAACCCACCACAGCAGCUUCUCUCUGAUUUCCCUUUCACAAAGUCCCAUCUGCUGCACCAAACAAGAUUCCAUUUAGGCUACAACCUGCAACUAUACACUUUCAUCCAAUCCUAUCUCCUUUUUGCCCUGCCCUGGGAUUGGAUUGAGUAUCUCAUUGUUCCCUUGUUUUUACAGACUAUAAAAUGCAAGGCUGCUGUCGCCUGGGCAGUAGGGAAGCCGCUUUCUAUUGAAGAGGUGGAAGUUGCCCCUCCAAAAGCUCACGAAGUUCGUGUUAAGGUAGAUGAAUUGUUUGUAGCCUUUUCCAUGCUCCUCCGUUAUGUGGAUAAUUUUUCCUAUCAAUGUACGACUUGUGUCUGUUGUUGCUCUGUUUCUCCAGCUGUUUCUGAAAAGGUUGUACAGAUUUUAUUACACUUGUGAGUCAGCAGUGGUAGUGAUGGGUAAGCUAAGAGAAAUUUAAGACUGGUAUGGAGUUUUCAUUCCAGUUUAAUUUGAUGCUGCUGAUCAUAUAUGUGUUUAUUUGUUUGAUUUGCAACACUUCCAAUAAGACAUCACCAAGUGAUUUAACAAUAAAGUCGUAUAUCACUGCUUAGACUGCAUCAUUUCAAGCAGUAUAUAAGUAGGAAUAAGAAUAAAUAUAGAAGAACAUCACUUAAAAUUCUUGUUGGAAAAUGAAGGUCUACAAUAGUCACUGAAAAUGCAAUAGACUUGGUGUUUUUCUGAUUUAUAGGGGGAAGGAGUUCCAAAAGAAAGGUGCCACCACUCUAAAGGCCCGAUUCCUGCAUUGUAUGGAACUGACCUCCUGAUGCAAUGUUAUCACAGGUCCUCUCCUACAGAGCACAGUGACCAUAGCACUUUGUGUCUUACAUGAUAACUUUGAAAUGAUUGCAAAUUUCAUAGAAUCAUAGAAUUGUGUGGUUGGAAGAUACUCCUAGGGUCACCCAUUCCAACACCCUGCAAUGCAGGAAUCUCAUAACAGUUGGCCAUCCAAUCUCUGCUUAAAAACCUCCAAGGAAGGAGAGCCCACAACCUCCUGAGGGAGUCCAUCCCACUGCUGUUAGAAAGUCCUUCUUGAUGUUCAGUAGGAAUUUGAUCUGUAUUAAGUUGGUGCCUUUCACUUCCAUUACACUAUCCCUAACUCCAACCUUAAUAUUAUGCUGUAAAUCACUGCAAAUGGAAACCCAAGAAGUCUUUGGAGUAGAGCAUCCUUCACCAUCCUGAUGCUCACCAGGUGUUUUGGUUUACAACUCCUGUUGGCUGCAGACACCACACGUUGCAGGGUGUCAAAAGCUGGGCUGGAGUAAACAGAAUAUAGAAUAGAGCACAGGGAAAGUCAAAGAAAUGCACUUUUUUCUCUUACAGGUAAUAGCCACAGGGAUAUGUGGAACUGAUGACCAUGUUCUGACAGGCUCUUUCCCUAAAGUCAAUUAUCCUGUCAUUCCUGGGCACGAAGGAGCUGGAAUUGUAGAGAGCAUAGGUGAAGGAGUGACUUGCGUGAAGCCAGGUACAUAAAAGGAUUUUAGAUGUAUUAUCAAUAUAUUUCUAAAGCACCACAGCAUAAUUUGACAAUGCACAGUUGUGGUAAAAUCUAUGCUUGCUCAAGUAACUCUUACUGUAUUUGAGAUUAUCCCUGGUGAACCAGCACUAAUCUUUGAAUGUUUCCACUACGUAAGUGCUCCUUCCUCUCUGGACUGUAGACUCUUUUUUAAAUUAAAUUUUUCUGAACAAUAACAUUGAGUAAAGGAUGUGUGUCAAUAUGCAGGCAGUGCCAAUUUAAAAGGACUGACUUAACACCCUAGUCCCUAUUGCAGCCUCCACCAACCUAAUGUCCUAAUGGACUACAACUGCUAUUGGCUCAAGCCAGCAUGGAAUGGAAACCACUUCCCAUGGAAACCACUUUCCUCUCUUGAGUAAGACAUGCGCCUACUGCCCAGCUGCUAAUGGGAGGGUGUGAGGGUGCCUUGCUCCAGCAGCUCCCAUGAUUCCUGGCCACUGGCUGUGCUGGCUGGGGCUGAUGGGAUUUGGAGUCCAAGAAUGUCUGGAGGGCCGUAGGUUCCCCACUCCCGAUGUAGAACUACCUGCUGCAGCCUGAAGUUGUAUGUGCCAGAAGAAGUUUUGCCACUUUAUUCCAAGGAGUGAAUAAUAGGCUUCUUGUUUACUUUGCUGAAGUGGACAGCAGGCUGGAGCAUUUGUUGAUGAGUCUUUGUUGUAGCAAAAAAAGCCUUGUGAUGCUGUGGUCACAGUAUUUUGAUACAUAGCUCACUCCCUUCACUGAGCACUGGUUAUGGAUGCAGACUCCCUUUGUUAGGUUGUUUCUAUCUACUAUAUUUUUAUGCCUCUUUUAUUUCUAGGAGACAAAGUUAUCCCUCUUUGUCUGCCUCAAUGCGGAGAAUGCGCAUCGUGCUUGAAACCUAACACCAACUGUUGCCUAAAAACCCAGUGAGUUGUUCUGGAAAUUUCUCCUGUAUUUCUAUUUCUGCUAUAUGCAGCACAGCUUUUUAUUAUUGACAAAUCCCGAUCUCUUUGAAACAGCCUUCUUGAGCCACAGAAUCUAAUGCCAGACAAAACCAGCCGAUUCACCUGCCAGGGGAAGUUAGUUCACCACUUCCUUUGGAUCAGCACUUUCUCAGAAUAUACAGUCAUGCCUGACUCAACCGUUGUUAAAAUUGAUGAUGAUGCCCCUCUGGAUAAAGUCUGUCUUUUCGGCUGUGGAUUUUCCACCGGCUAUGGGGCUGCCCUCAAUACAGCCCAGGUGAGAAAUCUGGUGCUCCGUUUAUGUUCCUUGGUAGACUCUUUUGGUCUGUGUAAUAGACAUGAGCUUCUUCCAUUGGAAAUAUGGCCUACAUUACCCUAUUCCACAACUGGAAUUUAUCCUUGUCCUCUUUUCUCCAUGGCUGUAUAGGUCACGCCAGGUUCCUCCUGUGCUGUCUUCGGUUUGGGAGGAGUUGGUCUUUCUGUGGUCAUGGGAUGCAAAGCAGCUGGAGCUUCACAGAUCAUUGGGAUCGACAUUAACAAAGACAAAUUUGUAACAGCAAAAGAACUGGGAGCCACAGAAUGCCUUAAUUCUCUGGAUUACAAGAAGCCAAUUCAGGAAGUGCUGGUUGAAAUGACAGGUCACGGUGUUGACUAUGCAUUUGAGGUUGUUGGGUGUUUGGAUACGUUGGUAUGUAUUGUUUUUAGUCAAAAGAUUUCUGGCUCCAACCUGCAAUUUGAUAACCAUAGUUCGCCAGUUUGGAAGAAAUUUCAAUGUGCAAUUAGUGCUCAACAAACCAGGAAAAAGGGAAUUGUAGCACACAAAGGGAAGAGGGAGGGAAGAGGAUUUGUAAGAUGAAAGAGAUGGCUCAUAAACACCCAUGACGAAGCAACAACAACCCUUACUUCAUUAUUCUCCAUUAACUAUUUUGCAGUGCAUCAUAAAAUGUCACUGUUCCUUUGCAUGACAGCAACCUGUUUAAUUUUUCCCCUACUUUGAUUAGACAGCUGCUCUAGCGUCCUGUCACAUGGGCUGCGGAGUCUGCGUGAUGGUUGGUGUGCCUCCUUUAGGCUCUAGGCUCUCCUUCGAUCCAAUGCUGCUUUUUACAGGACGCACCUUGAAAGGGAGCUUCAUUGGAGGUAUGGUGAUGCACCAUGAAUGAGCAAACAUGUGGAUGUAUGGACAUUUCCCAGUUUCUGUGUUUAGUACUGUGAAACCCUAAAUAGGUUAUGAAGUUGUUUAAUAACUCUGUCUAUGUGCCACUACUAAGAAAGUCCUUUCCCAGGUGGCUGAUCAAUGUGCUUCCACCCAGAUUGGCAAGAAGGGCCUCCAUAGAAGAUCUUUAAAGCAUGAAAGAAGGGGACAUUGUAGGGUGGCGGAGCUCACCUGACCUCCAGCUGGUCACAUCACUGCUGCUUACUGGGAGGUUCAGUAGGAGGAAUCAGGUCAGCAUGAUGUAUAUACAAUCCAGCAUUCCCACUGGUGUAUUUGCACCAUAUUGGCCUUGUCUUCUCAUUCCACCUCCCGGUAAGCAGUGACACAACCAGAUGGAGUUCAGGUAAAUACUGUUGCCCCACUUCUUUGCAGAGACACACAGACAACGACACCUGAUGGUGAUCUCAGGGCAUGGAUUCGUACUUAUUAGUAUUAGUAUUUUAUUUGUACCCUGCCCAUCUGACAGGGUUGUCCCAGCCACUCUGGGCGGCUUCCAACAUGUACUGUAUAAAAAGAGAAUAAAACAUUAAAUAUUUAAAAAAAUCCAUAUACAGGCAUUCCUUUAGAUACUGGAGUCACAAGCCGUGUAGGGUGUUAAAAAUUAAACUCUGCACUUAGAAUUGGCCCUGGAAAGGGGCUGAAAUGUUGAGUUGGUGUAAUAAAGAAUGCAUGUGCAUAUGUGAAUCUCUCCACCUACUACUACCUUCCCAGGCCAGGAAGGGAGGCUGUUUAACCCUUUCCUUCUCAGCCAUCAUUCCACUCGGCCUACGCACCCCUUGCCAUUGCCUGCCUGUCCCAUCCUAGCCCUGUCCAGAUAAGCUGCAGCAAUUUUUGUGUUUGGAGGGUAGCUCAGUCUCGCUAUACCAGCUACAGCUGUGUAUCUGUAAGAAUUCCUGGACUAGAAGUGGGAGCUGCAGGAUGGGUUCCUGCCAGAACCAAAUUUUGUUUUAAAGACUGGUUGUUGCUGCCCUUUAUUUUCUUGAAAGAAUAGGCAGUAGCAACCCACGUGUUUUCUGACUGUCCUCUUGCCCUAUCUUUGGCUUUAUAAGACUUUGAGAAUAUCACAAGCCUUGUAUUGCUGAGUCAUUUUUAUGGCAUGAAAAAAAAUUAUGGGUGAUAAACAUUGUGUGGGUCGUGGUGCUUAGCAUGAUAACAUAAGAUGAGCUCAAUGGCCGUCUCGUCCAACACUGUUCUCACAGUGACCAACUGGAUGCCUGUCGGAAACCAUUUGAAUGCAAGAGUACUCUUUUUUUUUUUUUUUAAUAAUUUUUACUAAAGUUUUAAACAACAAAGAAAGAAAAGAAAAACAUACACAAUACAUAUCUCAAAAAAAAAGAUAACAAAAACACACAAAAAAAAGAUUCAACAAUAAAAAACAAAAAACAUAACAAUUAAAAACAAUAUCUCUUUUCCAUUUCCGUUUUUUAGUUUACUUAUUUUCUGGACUUCCUCAUACCUCCCUCUUUUGUAUUCCAAUCCAAAUUGUUUGUCCAGCAGUUUCUUUUCCACUUUUUAAUCCCAAUCUUUAACUUUAAUAUGAUAUUGAAAUAUAUAACUUCAACUUCUUUAAACCUGAUCUUUGGUCUUAGUAUAAUAUUACAUUAAAAAUUUCCCUCUUAAUUGUCAAAUUUCCAUUUCUUUAAACAUCUUUAAUCCUAAUCUUUAAUCUUAGUCUAUCAGUAACUUUAACCUGUACAGCUGGAAACCACUUAUUUUCAGUCCAACAUCACUCUAACAUUCUUUAAUUUUGCAAUGUUUCUGAAGAUAGUCUUUGAAUUUCUUCCAAUCUUCCUCCACCGACUCUUCUCCCUGUGAAUGCAAGAGUACUCUUCCUUCCCGUGGUUUCCAGCGACUGGUAUUCAAAAGUAUUGCUGCUUCCAACUGCUGUUUUGUUGCUUCUCCAGGAUGGAAGAUGAAAGAUUCUAUCCCUCAGCUGGUAUCCAGUUACAUGGAGGGGAAAUUUAAGCCAGAUACUUUAAUAACCCACACCUUGCCAUUCAGCAAGAUCAGCGAAGGAUUCGAUUUGCUUCAUGCAGGGAAGAGGUGAGAUUUGUGACUUAUUGGUACUUGCAGAACUUCUUCCUGCUUUUUUUUCUGUUGCAGAAUUUUCUUUAAAGCCACUGACAUUCUGAGGAACUGGCCUCCUGGAGAUUUGUCUGAGAAGAAGGGAUUGGCACCAAUGACUACUUGGGAAUUAAGAGUAUUUUGAUAUUUAUAGGACAAUGUGGCUAAGUCACACCUGGACAUUGCAAGACCUACUUCAAUAAAACCCUGAUCUCAACCCUCCCAGGUAGACCAGAAACCCUUUGGCUUAUACUACUAGAGCUAUAGAGCUGGAAGGGGUCUGGGAGAUGCUCUAUUGAGUUAGGUGCAUUUUUAUAAAUCUCUUCCCCCAAGGGAGGCAUACAAAGUUUGUCCUGCUCUAGUGAUUGCAACAACUCUGUGAGCACUGUAAAGUCUCAGUUUCUUCUUGUCAAAUAUGCCUCACCAGCUCUGACCACAGUUCUGCAGCAGCAAAGUAAUGCUGGCAUUACCCCACCGUCAAUGGCCUUGGCAGUGGGCAGAGGAAUGGUAUCUGUCUGUCUCAGGAGACAGUGAAAGAAUGCACUUUUGGGGGUGAAGUCAAAUUGUUGGAAGGUUAUAGCACCUGCUGUGGCUGUAGAGACAUGUUUAGUUGCAGCAGGGGUAGAUGAAGGCAUCCAGUUGUGCUGUUGCAAAUGCACUGUGGUGUUUCUUCUCUCUCUGCUCCUCCCAGAGCUCAUUCCUCCUCUGGAAACUGCUGUGGAUACACAACCUGACUGCCUUGUCUACAGGCACUGCAGUCAUCUGCAAGGGAUUCCCACAUGGUGGGGUAGAUGUUACCAGCCUUCAUGUCACGUCUACAGACAUCUAUGUAAUGCAGAGUUGGUCUGCCAAUGGGCCUAGUGCCUGAAGCCCAUAGAGCACGCCCUUGGGGAUCCAGCCACCUUCCAUUCUGUGGACAUGGUCAAGCCAGCGUAGACAUCUCUGAGACAGGAGUGCAAACAUGCUGGGAAUGUGGACUUGGGAGAGCACACCUUUGUUUUAAACUCUGUCCUGCCAUGUGGUACCCAAAAUCCAGGAAUGCUGGUGGUGCUGUGGUCUAAACCACUGAGCCUCUUGGGCUUGCCAAUCUGAAGGUCAGCGGUUUGAAUCCCCGCAACGGGGUAAGCUCCCGUUGCUCUGUCCCAACUCCUGCCAACCUAGCAGUUUGAAAGCAUGCCAGUGCAAGUAGAUAAAUGGGUACCGCUGCAGAGGGAAGGUAAACGGCGUUUCCAUGCGCUCUGGUUUCCGUCACGGUAUUCGUUGCGCCAGAAGCAGUUUAGUCAUGCCACAUGACCCAGAAAGCUGUCUCUGGACAAACGCCAGCUCCCUCAGCCUGAAAGUGAGAUGAGCGCCACAACCCCAUAGUUGCCUUUGACUGGACUUAACCAUCCAGGGGUCUUUUACCUUUACCUUUUUACCCCAAAUCCUCCUGACACAGUGCAUGUGUAAGGCAUUGCGAGGUUGCUGCUGAUGGUUGUAAGUUAUGGCUCACUUACAUAAAGCAGCGUGCUUGACACACAAGCCUCGUAGACCUUCAUCUUGGUAUCCCAAUUUAUCCCUCCCCACCUCCCCACCACACUUGGUGCAAAGGGGAUUUGGAUUGCUCUGUACCACAAACACAUAUAAAAAUAUAUCUAUGUGGUGUAUGAAAACUCAGUAAGCUUAUCUUAGGGUAACUGCAGCUAUCUAAGGUGCCAGUUCUCUGUCGCAUGUGGCCACAUAAUGAGGUGAGAUUUGCCACCUCGCCAAAAUGCUGUUGGAUACUGGAUACUGUACUACUAGAAGCAGACUGCAGUCAUGUUUCUCUCCCUUUCCUCAGCUCCAAGUUGCCAGCAACAUCUGUCCAACAGUAUGUUGAACAAAAAAUUAAUGAUCACAUGGGGGUCCAAAAAUAAACUCUGCUUCAUUGCUUUUUCAGCAAAAGGAUUUGCAAAGUUAACCCUACUUUUUCCUCUUUCAGCAUUCGUAUUGUCUUGGUGUUUUGAGUUGCUGGCUAGCUGAAGCUUCCCAAAUGCCUUCAGCCUGGAACGUCUCAGAAAGAAUUCUCUCUCUUCCAAAUGUGGUUGCUUUUAAAAAAUAAACAAAAACAAAUACACUAUAAAAACUGCUGGCAAAUGACAUGAAGUGCCUUUCAUACAUUUUAUUAUAGGAGUGGAAAUGGUACAAACAAACAUAGCAUGGUUCAUGACAGUGAGCUGGUUUCAC
Molecule: messenger RNA, 9647 nt
Organism: Podarcis lilfordi (Lilford's wall lizard)
Lineage: Eukaryota; Metazoa; Chordata; Lepidosauria; Squamata; Lacertidae
Source: the annotation of a GenBank genome assembly